Mytilus californianus (California mussel) is the source of this 2054-nucleotide messenger RNA. Its product is annotated as heat shock 70 kDa protein 12A-like. The coding region runs from base 216 to 1961 and encodes 581 amino acids. The record is from RefSeq and is a predicted model, not a curated record. Gene Ontology annotation, molecular function: ATP binding; ATP-dependent protein folding chaperone. Lineage: Eukaryota; Metazoa; Mollusca; Bivalvia; Mytilida; Mytilidae. The transcript has 4 exons.
GAUUUAAAGCGUCGCAGUAGCGGUGUCAUCAGACAAAUUCCUUUGAAUUUAAACCGAAAGUAAAAUAGUAUGCAUUAUUUUUUGUCUUUGUCAGCAUAGAAGAAAUAUCGAAAACACAGUAAUAUAGAUAAAGCGGAAAAUUCAAAUUCAACUUUAAUGGGAUUUUGUGAUAUUAGCAAAACUGUUAUACUAAGAGAUAUAUAACACACAACAAUAUGGCGCAAAAUACUACUGAAGACGACAACUACCUAAUUGUAGCUGCAAUAGACUUUGGAACUACCUAUUCUGGGUAUGCCUUUUCGACUCGAAGUGACUUCAAGAAAAAUCCUCUACAGAUACAAGCUAAUCAUGCGUGGAAUGCCGGAAGCAGACAACUCAUGUCGUUAAAAGCACCAACUUGUCUUUUGCUAGAUUCGGAUAAGAAUAUGGUAGCAUUUGGAUAUGAAGCAGAAAAUAAAUAUGCCGAACUUGUAAUGGAUGAAGAGCAUCAUGAUUAUUAUUAUUUCCACAGAUUCAAGAUGAGACUUUACAAUGCAAAGAAAGUAAGCAAGGAAUUGAUCAUAGAAGAUAUAACUGGAAAGAGCGCCUCAGCAUUAGACAUAUUCUCUUUGUCUAUAAAAGCUCUAAAAGACCAUUUACUAAAUUCUAUUAGACAACAACUUGUUGAUAUACAAAUUGAUGAUAUUCGUUGGGUUCUUACUGUUCCCGCCAUAUGGUCUGAUGGUGCUAAGCAGUUCAUGAGAAGGAGCGCUGAAAUGGCGGGGAUAUCAUCGAAUAAAUUACGAAUAGCCCUUGAACCCGAAGCAGCAUCAAUAUACUGUCAACAUUUGCCUACAGAAAAAUUGGAAGGAGCAAAAGGAUUUGCAGUCGCUACCGUUGGAACAAAAUAUAUGGUUGUUGAUUUAGGAGGAGGGACGGUCGAUAUUACAGUUCACGAAAAAAGAAACGACGAAAGCCUAAAAGAGAUUUGUCGUGCCUCAGGUGGUGAUUAUGGUGGAACAAGUGUUGACCGGGAGUUCAUGAAAAUGAUAGAGAACAUCACUGGUACCGAAGCGAUGAAAGCUUUCAAAAGAGAAAGUCUGGACUCAUACCUCGACUUAUCCAGAGAGUUUGAAAGCAGAAAAAGAAGUCUUCGUGUUGGAAAAUCUGGGACAAUUAACAUGACGAUCCCGUUUACAGUUUUGGACGAUCUUUGUAAAGAACACUUGAAUAAAAAUUUUGAAUCCGCUAUCGAGUCGUCCAGGUUUAAUUCAGAUAUUUCGAUAAUUUCUGACAAGAUACGUAUAAGGGAAGACACUUUUCUUUCCUCAUUCCAGCCAACUAUUGCCGGCGUAAUCGAAAUAAUUGAUGAAAUUUUGAAAAGAGAAGGUGUUGAUGGACUUUCACAAAUUAUUCUUGUCGGAGGUUUUGCAGAAUGUGUCCUUCUUCAAAAAGCAGUACAAUCUACUUUUCCCGAUCAAAAUGUAAUUGUUCCAACAGAUAGUGAGAUGGCGGUUUUGAAAGGAGCCGUAAUAUUUGGUCAUCAGCCCAAUGCCAUUUCUGAAAGAAUUGCUAAGUAUACCUAUGGAUUCAGUAAACGUAAAAAGUUUGAUCCACUGAAGUAUGACAGUAGCCAUUUAGAAAUAGUAAACGGAGAAGAGAAAUGCAGUCGUGUAUUCGAUCCAAUAGUGAAACGCAAUGAAAUACUACCGUUAGGCAAAAAAGUUACUUCCGUAGCAAAAUGUAAACAAGAGGACAAUGGAUUGUUUACACUUCGUAUCUAUCAAACAGAAAAGGAUAAUCCAAUGUACACCGACGAAGAUGGUUGUUCGGUCUUAGGAACAAUAACAGUGCAGCUUACAGGCACUGGUACAGCUGACAAAAUCAAAGUCGAAUUGAUUUUCGGAGAAACUGAAAUUAGAGUUAAAAUCAAGGAAACAGCAACUCAUAAAAAAUGCGAGGAGACAAUAGAAAUGAUAUAACCAGAAUUCUAAAUAGAAAACAAUCAGACAGCUAAUGCUAGUAUCAAUUGUAGUGAAAGAUUCAAUUCUUAUUAAAUUGUUUAGAACCAUGAA